Molecule: messenger RNA, 3063 nt
Organism: Nilaparvata lugens (brown planthopper)
Lineage: Eukaryota; Metazoa; Arthropoda; Insecta; Hemiptera; Delphacidae
Product: E3 ubiquitin-protein ligase TRIM9
Exons: 8
Molecular function (GO): protein binding
Source: RefSeq, a predicted model, not a curated record
AGUAACUCGACCACUAACUCUACUAGUGAAAACCAGGCUUAUAGGAUAAUUUUGUAUGAUUUGCAGGAAAAUUGUUCGGAGUUCGAGGAGGUGGUGAGCAACCAGUGUGACGCUCUAAUCCAGGCGAUAGAGCAGCGUCGCCAACAGCUGAUCGAAUACAUUCGUCAAGACAAGGACAUGAAGGUGAGAGUGCUCAAGGACCAGGUCUCCAUGUGCACUUGCAAGCUCCAGCACACCACUUCGCUCAUUCAGUUCUGCAUCGAGGCACUCAAAGAGACUGACUCGGCUGCUUUCCUACAGAUCGGUUCAAUGUUGAUAAACCGAGUGGCCAACGUGGAUAUAACGUGGCACAAAGACGUGACGGCAACGCCUCGUGUGUCCUGUCAGUGCGACCUCACACUAGACGAGAAAUCAGUCGCCAGAGCCAUCGAUCAGCUCAACUUUAUUCAAAUGAAACCUGCUGAGGAUGGGAAGGAAAGAUUACCAGCAGCGCCGACUUCGCCGUCUAUCAUACCAGAGGAGUGUAGUGCGGAGAACAACAGUGUUACCGUUGCCUGGCAACCGCCGCCCACUUCAUACGUCGAGGGUUACGUGCUUGAACUGGAUGACGGUAGUGGCGGAGAAUUCAGGGAGGUGUAUUGCGGAAAGGAAACUAUUUGCACUGUUGAUGGUCUCCAUUUCAACUCUAUGUACAACGCAAGGGUAAAGGCGUUCAAUAGCACUGGUGAGGGCGAGUACAGUGAACUUAUUGGACUCCAAACUGCCGAAGUUGCUUGGUUCACAUUCGACCCGUGCUUGGCGGGUGGCCCCGAACUGUGCUUCUCCGAGGACAACGUGAGUGUGACGUGUGAAGGCUACGAGCAUCGUGUGGCGUUGGCCAGCGUCGGCUUCUCACGCGGCAUCCACUACUGGGAGUUCUCCAUUGACCGCUUCGACGCAGACACCGAUCCCAGCUUCGGCGUCGCUCGGCUCGAGGUCUCCAAGGAUCAGAUGCUUGGGAAAGACGACAAGGGCUGGAGCAUGUAUAUAGACAAGCAGCGCUCGUGGUUCAUGCAUGACAGCGUGCAUGAUCAGAGGACGGAGGGAGGAAUCCACCAGGGAUCGACGGUCGGAGUGCUGUUGGACUUGGAGAGGCAUCAGCUCAGCUUCUAUGUCAAUGAGGAACCCCAGGGUCCGAUUGCUUUCCACGACCUCUACGGAGUGUUUUACCCGGCGGUCAGCGUGAAUCGUGGCGUAUCAGUCACCCUACACACCGCCCUUGACGUCCCAUCAGACUCUGACGACACAUGAGUCAGAAUUCCCGGAGUCCAGUAACUAACCAACUGAACUCCACAACUAAUCAAAAUAAUAUCUUCACUUGGCGUCGUUUGAUCCUGUUUCAUUUUGACGCAAGGAGCGGAGGAGAUAUUUGACAUCUCUUCAAAUGUAGAUUGGAAGUUCAGCAGAAUGUUGACACUCUCAGGAUCAGGAAGACUGUCUUGUAAAUAUUGAAUUAUAUUGUAAAUUUAUCGUCAGUCGAUUGGUAGAUUCGAGGUGUGUUGAGGUGCGUACAGAUUUAAGCGCCGCGAACACGAGCAAUUCACUUCUCAUCAGAUUAUCAUAUCUGUAUUUAUACAGAAACGGUUAGAUACAGAUAUAAAAAGCUUGACAUCAGCUGAUUGAAAGUGAAUUGCUCGUGUUAGCGGCGCGUGAAUUUGUACGAACCUUUAUAAAGCUGCGAACAGACUUUUACUCCAACAGCAAUUUUGCUUUUCAUCAGCUGAUAAAAUUCGUAUGUGUACAGAAAGAUACAGAUAUGAUAAGCUUAAUAUCAUAUGAAUGCACGUGUUCGUGGCGCAUAAGUCUGUACGCAGCUUAUGAAGAACGACCUGCAUAGAUGCUAUACCGGUACCAUAUUGUUUCAUUAUCAUAGUGAACUUAAUGCGGAGUGAGGUGUUUAUUAACAAGCAUGAUAGGAUGUGCAUGCUGUUAUAAAUUUAUCAAUAUUGUCAAGAUUAUUGAAUAGUAACUUUUAUUUUCAGGGCUACUGAAAGUAUUGAAUUACAAUAUAAUAUAAUAAGUACUCUUUUAUUUUAUCACAACACAGUGUUGUGUGGGUACUUGAUAUUAUAUUCUAUUGUAUUUAAAAAUUUGAAGUUUGACUGUACAUUUGCCAAUCUCUUCCAUUUUACUCUCUCAAAUUAUUUUCUCUUCCCAAUCAUUUUAUUGGGAAAAUAAGUUGAGAGCGGAAGCCAUUUUAAUUUGAUCCUAUAAAUUAUUGUGAAAUUCCAGUUUAUUAGGAAAAUAAGUUGAGAGCGGAAGCCAUUUUAAUUUGAUUCUAUAAAUUAUUGUGAAAUUCCAGACUGAAAAGCAAAGAGAUGAAUAAAAAAUCGUCGAAAGCGAUUAACUAGUCAAUCUUCUCCUUUACUUUAAAAUGGGAAAUUGCAAUGAGAAGUAUUCUAUGAAUUGAGUUCAUAAAUUGCCUAAUGGAAGUCAAUUUCCAUAAAAAAAAUAAUAGUGGUUUCGUUCAAAAUAGCACAGUUUCUCUAAUUAUUAUACUUGAAUUAUACUUCUAUUUAUUACUAUCCUCUGAGUUCUGCUUUCCCGAGUUAGAAAAUCGCCCAAUUAAUAAAAUUGGAUCGGUUUAGAAACCUUUACAGAAUUUUCUAUUACAGAGUAAAUAUUGUAUUUCUAUCUAUAAAUAUGUACUCACUAUUAGCAGUCAGACUGCUUAUAGUAAGUGCAUUUGUCACAUCAUUAGGCCCGGUUGCACAAAAGCCGGUUAAAUUUUAAUAGUGGAAUUAAUCACGGUUAAAAUUUAACCGGCUUUUGUGCAACCGGCACUAAGUGUUUUAAAACUUUAGUUUGGGAUUAAUAGUGGAAAUGUAUGGAUAUGCAAUACAAUGAGUUAUAAAUACAUAUGUGCUGGCUUAACACACAAUUUAUAGGCCUAGGCAUAAUAUCAAUCAACAUAUAUAGAUGAAAUUCACAACAAUUCUAAAGAUGUAUUAGAUAUUCCAUUUUUCAAGUUAUCUUGGUGUGUUUAAAAUACGAUAAGUGUAUUUCAGUGUUCUAUGUUAAUUU